Molecule: messenger RNA, 1951 nt
Organism: Neopelma chrysocephalum (saffron-crested tyrant-manakin)
Lineage: Eukaryota; Metazoa; Chordata; Aves; Passeriformes; Pipridae
Gene: EME1
Product: essential meiotic structure-specific endonuclease 1
Exons: 8
Coding region: 45-1616 (523 amino acids)
Biological process (GO): replication fork processing; resolution of meiotic recombination intermediates; double-strand break repair
Cellular component (GO): Holliday junction resolvase complex; nucleus
Molecular function (GO): DNA binding; nuclease activity
Source: RefSeq, a predicted model, not a curated record
UCAGGGGCAGCCGUGAGGGGUUUUCUCUGAGGGGAAGGGUCGCGAUGGCGGAGCCGCGCUCUGAGAGCGGCAGCGAGGAGGAGCUGCCCAGCCUGUCCUCCCUGCUGGACCCCCGCGAGCCGAGCCCCUCGCAGCCCCCGUCUCCCGACCCCGAAGUUGUGGUGGUGAGCAGCGGGGGCGAGGAGGCGGCGGAGGAGGUGGUCGCCGCUUUGCGUGGCAGGGUCGCGGCGAGAGGGGGAGCGGGUUCUGAGCCCUGCUGGCAGCCGGGCGGCGGGCUUUGCGCUAGUGGUGACCUGGUGGCUCUGGGCGGCGAAGGGCCGUGGGGAGACCCAGCGCCGUCUGGAGGAGGGUGUUGGGGCGGUGAAAACAGCAUUUGCGGUGCUGAGGGACCCGCGCUGCCGGUCGGCCAAGACGAGCCCAGUAGCCCCCUGGUAAGCGGAGCAAGCACAGAAACGUCCCUCCCUCCCAAGAAGCGACAGUAUAGUCAGAGGGAAAGGGAGGCAGUCUGCCAGGCUGCAUGGGAGAGGAGGAAGGAACGAGAAGCGAAGAGGAGGCUGCAGGAGGAGGAGAAAGAGAGGAAGAGAGCCCUUGCCAAGACGCUGAAAGCUCAGCGGCCGGGAGAGUGCCAGAAAUACAUAACAGUGGUGCUGGAUCCAGCCCUUUUACAGGUAGAAGGUGGUGAGCAGAUCCUUAGGGCUUUGGAGGCUGCCAGUUAUUCCUGUGUGGUUGAGAACCAGGCUGUUCCCUGCAGCAUCACCUGGAGGAGAAAGACUGUGUCGUCUCAGAUGGGAGGAGGAGAUGAACGGACAGAAGAACCAAAUGUCCUGGUUCUGCUUGGCUUGGGGGAGUUUUUGUCCAUGGCUCAAAGUUACAAACAAAAGGUUGACAACUGCACAGAAGGGCAGAAGAUGACCCUGCAGAGCUAUGUAGCUCACGUGAUGGAGAAACUACCCGGGAAAAUUCUAGCUCUGGCAGUAGUUGGAGUAGAAAAUUAUUUCAGGUCCCUCAGAGUUCAGUCAAAACAGAGGCUGCAACAGGCAGCAGCACCUGGGAACCAAGAGGAACAGAGAAGAGGGAGAAAAAAGAAAAUUAAGGAUUCUGGCCUGGAGUUAACCAGAAUGGACAUGGAAGAAGCCCUGGUGGAUCUGCAGCUGUGCACACAAGUCCAGGUCAGCUUUUUUGACAGCUGUGAGGAGCUCGGGGAAUAUGCCACUAUGUUCACAAAAGCUGUGGCUGAGGCACCAUUCAAGCGAGAACGAGAGGAUACGGGGUUCUCUUUCUACUUGGAGAAGCGUUGGUGUGGAGGGGUAAAGGUGGAUCAUUCUGGAAAGGGUCUCUUGAAAGUUUGGAACAGGCAGAUACAGCAAUUUAACCGGGUCAGCCCUGCGAUGGCUGAGGCUAUUGUGUCUGCCUACCCUUCUCCUCAGCUUCUGAUCCAGGCCUAUGGAAAAUGCUCCUCAGACCAGGAGCGUGAGAACAUGCUAGCCAAUAUCCCAGUGCACCGCGGCGAGGGUGUGACAGCCACCUCCCGGCGGAUCGGCCCGGAGCUGUCCCGACGCAUCUACCUGCAGAUGACUUCCCACAAUCCUGACCUCUGUCUGGAUUUCACUGGGUAGCUCUAGGGAAUAAGGGUUUUACUGUUUGUCUGGUCGAAGGGUUCACUUUUGGAUUUCACUGGUAGCUCCAGGGAAUAAGGGUUUUACUGUUUGACUGGUUGAACUGUUCAGUUUUCUUCUGUGAAGAAGUGCUUAGAUAAGUCAUUGAUCCUCGUUUAAAGACUUGAAGCACAUUUAGACUUUAUCAUAGCAGGAAAAAAGUUGGAUAAAGUUGCUGAAUGGCUGGAGUUUAUACAAGAAAAAUGGUGAACGUCUUCCCCAAGAGCAUGAGUUGCACACAGUUCAUAGCACGUCAGCAUUCUUUGUCUUUCUAUAAAAUAAAUCAUUUUGAAUAA